This is a messenger RNA of Microcebus murinus (gray mouse lemur), 1774 nucleotides long. The record is from RefSeq and is a predicted model, not a curated record. NCBI's taxonomy places the organism in Eukaryota, Metazoa, Chordata, Mammalia, Primates, Cheirogaleidae.
ACUUUGUUUACAUUCUGUAGUAUGGUGAACCCCGUUGAAAGAAUUCCAGUAAAUCUAUAUGUUUGAAAGAAAGUCACAAAGUAGGCCACAUAGAAUCUUCAAAAUAUAUUGUGCGGAAAAUCAAGAAGCAUUGAGGGUGUUCUCUACAUAAGGUGCUCUGCAAGACACAAAGCGUGCUAGGUCAGAUCCAACACUUUGUGACAAUGCCUGAGAUAAAUACCAACCACCUUGAUGAGCAGCAAGUCCAACUCUUGGCGGAGAUGUGUAUUCUCAUUGACGAAAAUGACAAUAAAAUUGGGGCUGAGACCAAGAAGAAUUGUCACCUGAAUGAAAACAUUGAGAAAGGGUUAUUACAUCGAGCUUUCAGUGUCUUCUUAUUCAACACUGAAAAUAAACUCCUGCUACAGCAGAGGUCAGAUGCAAAGAUCACUUUUCCAGACUGUUUCACCAAUACGUGUUGCAGUCACCCUUUAAGUAACCCCGGCGAGCUCGAGGAGAACGAGGCCCUGGGCGUGCGGCGGGCAGCGCAGCGGCGUCUGCACGCGGAGCUGGGCAUCCCCCUGCAGGAGGUUCCUCCAGAAGAAAUCAAUUAUUUGACACGAAUUCACUACAAGGCCCAGUCUGAUGGUGUCUGGGGUGAGCAUGAAAUUGACUACAUCCUGUUUGUGAGGAAGAACGUGACGCUGAACCCGGACCCCAAUGAGGUGAAAAGCUACUGCUAUGUGUCAAAGGAAGAACUAGAGCAACUUUUGAGAAAAGCAGCCAGUGGUGAAAUUAAGAUAACACCAUGGUUUAAAAUUAUUGUAGAGACUUUCCUCUUCAAGUGGUGGGAUAACUUAAAUCAUCUGAGUCAGUUUGUUGACCAUGAGAAAAUACAUAGAAUGUGAAAAUGUGGAGAUGGAUGGUUACUGCAGAAUUUCUCCUCUGCAUACACUUAGAAUGACUUUUUAAAAAAUUCCCUGGUUCCCUAUCAGGAGAACUCUCAACACGAUACGUUGAUAAUUUACUACUUGUGUAGAAAACACAACUAAUAAUUUUGUGUCAUACGCCCUGGAUCUAUGCUCUAUUGUAAAAGACAGUAGUGAGAGAUUAUUUUGUAAAAUGAAGGACAACAAAUAAAACUUACUUUAAGCCUCCAAACACGUGAUUAUGACAAAUUUGAACAAGGAAGUGUGGCAUUUUGGGAACACGUCAGAGCACUCUGCUGUUUGCCAGGUGCUUUGUGUUAGCAUUAAAUCUUACCGUACUUCAGAAAAUGUGCAAAGGAAACCACUUGGCUACUUCAAAACAGUCCUAACUAACUUUCCACAUGAACAGAUUAAACUGGCAGAGCAGGUGCAAGGGAAAUUAGAUGGUGUAGAUCCUAAGUUGAUGUGAUUUCUUCAUUCUUAAAGUACUUAAAAAUCAACCAUUGCUUUUGGCAAUGAUAUUGGUUGGGUUAGAUCUUCUUUUAAAUAGUAUUUGCUGAUUGGCAGGGUCUGUGCUUUCAGAGUUACAGUGGCAGACAGGCUGUUCACAGAGGGCACUGAGUCCUGCACGGUGGACUCCUCACCCGUGGCACCCCCUGCAAAUGGCUGGGUAACUCUUGUGGGACCAUGCUGUGCACCGUGCCCCACAGGUGGCCAGCAGCAUCCUGUGCUCUGCAUGCUGGGUGCCAUGAGCACCCUUCUCCUGUGACAGCCAGUUGACACCAGUUGUCCCUGGGGGCCACACAGCUGAGUCACCCCAGCUGAGAACCACUGUUACAGUCAGGCCACAGUAUAGGAGAGAAAAA